This is a messenger RNA of Rotaria socialis, 318 nucleotides long. NCBI's taxonomy places the organism in Eukaryota, Metazoa, Rotifera, Eurotatoria, Philodinida, Philodinidae. The record is from the annotation of a GenBank genome assembly.
AUGUCAACAUCCCAAUCAAUAUCAGAAUUAGUUGAAGAAAAACAUGGUGAUAGUAUGUCUUUAUUGCAUAGUAAAUCGACAUUACAAUCGUUGCGAGAACAAGAAAAAAAAGCUUUACAAUCUAUUAAUAAAUUAACCGAAGAAGAAAUGACUCAUAUAGAUCAAUGGUUAUCUAUUUUGUAUAACACAUAUGAAAAUUUGGAAUAUCCAUUAUCACAUCGUGUAUUUCAAGCAACUACAUAUUUUGAUGAUGAACAACAAUUAUGGUAUAAACAGAUGAAUGCUGAAAUUAAUAAUGAUUGGCCAUGCUUUUUGUGA